This is a messenger RNA of Aspergillus steynii IBT 23096, 2687 nucleotides long. Its product is annotated as subtilisin-like protein. Bases 1 to 2544 code for a protein of 847 amino acids. Gene Ontology annotation, biological process: proteolysis. The record is from RefSeq and is a predicted model, not a curated record. The transcript is spliced from 4 exons. Gene Ontology annotation, molecular function: tripeptidyl-peptidase activity; serine-type endopeptidase activity. Lineage: Eukaryota; Fungi; Ascomycota; Eurotiomycetes; Eurotiales; Aspergillaceae.
AUGGGCUUUUUCUCGUCUUUCACAGGGACCUUGUCCCUCGUCCUUUCCUGUUUGUACCUCUGCGUGGUCGCGGAGUCCGGCUACGCAGUGGUCGAGCGGUUGAACGAUGUGCCCGAUGGCUGGAUAAAAGGUAGCGCACCUCUACCCUCUCAGCCGAUGAGGCUUCAUUUGGCUUUACACCAGGAGAACGCACAUGGUUUUGAGCAAAGGGUGGUGGAUCUAUCCACCCCUGGGCAUCCCGAUUAUGGACGCCACAUGAAGCGCAGCGAUAUCCGGGAUUCUGUGCGCCCUUCCGAUCAGGCAUUAGACUCGGUGCUCUUCUGGCUCACGUCGAAGGAUAUUCCCUAUGAAACCCUUGACGUCCAUGGCAACUGGAUCACGUUCACGGUCCCGCUUUACCAGGCCGAAGCUUUGUUGGAAACACGUUUCCACAACUUCUACAAUACGGAAACCGGGGCGACGGUGAUCAGAACGCUGGAAUAUUCAGUACCCGAGGAGGUCUAUCCUUAUGUUCAUCUGGUUCAGCCCACAACCCGGUUUGGAAGGCUGGUAUCGCAGGCAGAAAUGCCCCAAUUCAAACCAACUGCGGCCACCUUCGAAGAGCUGUCGGCAAAUUGUUCGUCAACCAUUACCCCGGAUUGUCUUCGCGAAUUGUACGGGGUGUAUGACACUGAGGCAGAUCCUGACCCUCGCAACAGGCUUGGAGUUUCGGGGUUUCUAGACCAGUACGCGCGGUAUGGUGACUUCCACGAUUUCAUGCAGUUAUAUGCACCGAACAGGACCGAUACCAAUUUCACCGUGGUUUCCAUCAACGGCGGUUUGAACCUACAGAAUGCCUCUCGAUCGAGCUCGGAGGCAAGUUUAGAUAUACAAUAUGCCGCAGCGUUGGCAUAUAACUCAUUCGCAACAUACUAUACCACGGGUGGACGCGGACCCGCCGUGCCUAACGUCGGCGAGUCCGACGAGAGCGAGUCAACCAACGAACCGUACUUGGAACAACUCCACUAUCUUCUCGAUCUCCCCGAUGAGGAGCUCCCCGCGGUUCUCACAACCUCAUACGGCGAGGACGAGCAGACCGUGCCCGAAUCGUACUCGAACGCGACCUGCAACUUGUUCGCCCAACUAGGCGCGCGUGGUGUCUCCGUGAUAUUCAGCAGCGGUGACUCGGGAGUUGGGGAGUCAUGUAUCACCAACGACGGGACCAACAGAACUAGAUUCCAGCCAACAUUCCCGGCCUCGUGUCCCUUUGUAACGUCCGUGGGCGGUACCUACGGCAUCAAACCCGAAAAAGCCAUCGGUUUCUCCGGAGGUGGUUUCUCGGAACGCUUCGCACGCCCCCAAUAUCAAGAUGAGAGUGUUGGUCGCUACCUCGAAGAACUUGGGGAUAGAUGGGAUGGAUUAUAUAACCGCAAUGGGAGAGGUAUUCCUGACGUUGCCGCUCAGGCUGCGAAUUUCCUUGUUGUGGACAAAGGCAACAUCAUUAAAAUUGGUGGCACUAGUGCCUCGGGGCCUGCUUUUGCUGCUAUCAUCUCGCGGUUGAAUGCGGUACGACUGGAAGAGAAAAUGCCACGGCUAGGGUUCUUGAACCCAUGGCUCUACUCCCUGAACCAGACCGGCUUCACCGACAUCGUCGACGCGGGUUCAAUUGGCUGUAGAAGCGGUCCUGGGCCACAGGUUCCUUAUGCCAGCUGGAACGCAACGAAGGCCACCAUGGCCGACCUCCGGUCCCUCGUCUCCGAGCUCCAUAACGCUCUUAACCAGAAACAGCCCGAUGCUGCCAACAACCUCAUGAGCCGCGCAAAGCGGACUCUUCUGCUCCAGAACGCCCUAAUUCCCACUCCCUCGACGUCGCCCGAGGUGAUUGCUCUUGCGCGCGAGAUCCUGGAGCUCGGCGCCCUGGCCUCCAUCCGGCAAACCGACGCACCCACCUUCACGAGAUACUACCAGCAGCUCCAGCCCUUCUAUGACCUGGAACGGGACAGUUCGAACCCCGGCAACGUGGAUUUCAAGACCAGCCAGCGCAGCAAGAUCACGGGACUCUACAUGCUGCUUUUGUUGAGCAUGGGUGACAGCACUACCUUCCACACCGUCUUGGAGGGUCUGGUCGAGGAGGCGAGCUUGAAGGGCCACAGUGUCGAGGAUGACCCGUACAUCAAGUAUCCCGUGGAGCUGGAGAGGAACUUGAUGGAGGGAAGCUAUGACAAGGUGUGGCGGGAGACGAACUCGGAGAGAGUGCCUUCGGAGGACUUUGCUUUGUUCUCGAACGUCCUGGUCGGAACCAUUCGCAGCGAGAUUGCAGACUGCUCCGAGAAGGCGUACCCUUCGCUCCCGAUUUCCAACGCCAAGAACCUGUUGUUCCUCGAGUCGGAGGGAGCGGUCAUCGAGUUCGCCCAGCAGCGCGGCUGGGUGCUCCGUGAUGGACGCAUAUACUUCCCGGUCGAGCCCGAGGCCGCGGCUCGUUCGGAGAAGGACAUUCUGGUGGCCAGUGGCACCAUUAUCGAGAACGCUAUCGGCUACGCCCGAGAACUAGAGACGAUUGUUUAGUUAAUAGAUCUAUCUAUCUACGUUACGGAUUUUUCUUUUUUUCACUUUUCAUAUCGUCUUCUUAGGGUCUCGGGUGGGUUGUAUUUAAUUGUAUACCGUUGCUUUGCAUCACGAAUUCACCAAGCGAAUUAUUUUCAUGAACC